Molecule: messenger RNA, 1139 nt
Organism: Eriocheir sinensis (Chinese mitten crab)
Lineage: Eukaryota; Metazoa; Arthropoda; Malacostraca; Decapoda; Varunidae
Exons: 4
Coding region: 123-761 (212 amino acids)
Source: RefSeq, a predicted model, not a curated record
GUAGUAGUGGUAGUAGUAGUAGUUGUAGUAGUAGUAGUAGUAGUAGUAGUAGUAGUAGUGGCAGCAGUAGUACCUUCUGUUAUCGGUCCCAGCAUGUCCUCGACACACCCGCAGAUGUGAGGAUGCGAUUCCAAGGCGAGACCGAGGUGGUCGAGAACAGCCUGUACGAGACCGUGGAGAACAUUCGCGGGACCGAGGUGGUCGAGAACAGCCUGUACGAGACCUUGGACAACACCCGCAGGACCGAGGUGGUCGAGAACAGCCUGUACGAGACCGUGGAGAACAUUCGCGGGACCGAGGUGGUCGAGAACAGCCUGUACGAGCCCUUGGACAACACCCGCAGGACCGAGGUGGUCGAGAACAGCCUGUACGAGCCCUUGGACAACACCCGCAGGACCGAGGUGGUCGAGAACAGCCUGUACGAGCCCUUGGACAACACCCGCAGGACCGAGGUGGUCGAGAACAGCCUGUACGAGACCUUGGACAACACCCGCAGGACCGAGGUGGUCGAGAACAGCCUGUACGAGCCCUUGGACAACACCCGCAGGACCGAGGUGGUCGAGAACAGCCUGUACGAGCCCUUGGACAACACCCGCAGGACCGAGGUGGUCGAGAACAGCCUGUACGAGCCCUUGGACAACACCCGCAGGACCGAGGUGGUCGAGAACAGCCUGUACGAGCCCUUGGACAACACCCGCAGGACCGAGGUGGUCGAGAACAGCCUGUACGAGCCCUUUGAAAACGUGAGGAAGCCGCGGUGAGGAAGAAGGAAAUGGAAGAGGAGGAGGAAGAUGAGGAGCAGGCGUGAAAACAUGGGAGGGCAGGCAACAAAAAGCCUGCUGGUUCAUCACGAGGCUGCCUGCUUUAGCGACAUGUGAAUCAGCUCGUCAGCCAAUUGAGAGACCUGCGCCACAGACUGAAGCACUUUUGUACGCACGCGCGGGCACUUCGAGCUCGCCCCUGACGCAGCAAAGUGACGACCAGUGCGAUCUUGGAAGGAAAUUAUCGCUUUCGAGCAAACAACUUCUGCUGGAAAGCUGUUCCAGUGGCGGACGGGUCUUCGAAAAAUAACUCCUGCCGAUAUCUGUGGGGUGGGCGUGGCGACGCACCCCCAGCGCAUGCCCCCAUUGAUUGGCAGA